GUCUAUUGUGUUGAAAGUAGGAUUUUAAAUCUAUUCGAUUAUUAAGGUUAAAAUUAUGUACGAUCAAUAUUUAUUUGUGCAAAGAUAGUAAGAAUUUUAUUUUACAAUAUAAUUAAAAAGAUGGGUCCACCACCAGUGGUAACAGGUAUAUCUCCUAAGGAAGGACCUCCAGGAACCCGCGUAAUAGUUCGCGGUGAAUUUUUGGGUAACAAAGUGCAAGAUCUUAUAGGACUAACGAUAUGUGGGUGUGAUUGCCUUUUAUCAGCUGAAUGGAAAUCCACCAACAAAAUCAUUGCCAGAUCAGGACCUUGUAAAGGUCGAGGUGAUAUUAUAGUAACUACACGCAGUGGAGGACCAGGGACAUCAACAGUACAAUUCCGUGGUUAUCAUGAAACUAUAGGUCCUAUGAAAGAAUCUGCAGUAUGGGUAGAAGAAGCUCCUAUGCAGAGUUUUGUAUGGGGAAGAAGAACACUUUCUCCAACAAAUUAUCAGCAAGAAGACCCUUUAGGUUUAAGUGUAGAAGGCAAUGAUAAGAAGUAUCCUGAAGAUGAAUUAAUAGAACUUUUUGGAGAAGGUAGUGGAGAUCUUACCAGUGAAAAAUUUCAUCCUGGUUGGUUUUUAUUGCAACAUCACCAUGCUACUACUUUUGAGGACUUAAAAGCUGGUUUAGCAUAUCUUAAAAGAAAAGUUAAUUCUCAAAAGGAAGGUCAAUUGUCAUUUUUAAAGGCUAAUGUGGGAUCAGUAAUGGAACAAUUAGACACAGUCAUAUUAUUAAAAGAACAGUUUGAGACAGAUAUAAAAACAUAUGGAAAUGAUCCUACUGAAAAAUUAGAAAAAGCUAUUCGACAGUCCAUGUCAGAGGCUAAUAAAUUAUUUGAUGAUGUAUUAGCGAGAAGAGAUAGAGCAGAUGCAACAAGAAAUGCAUUAUCUGUAAUGCAAAGAUACAAGUUCCUUUUUUGUAUGCCAAUUAAUAUAGAAAAGAAUAUAAAACGCGGUAAUUAUGAUCUUGUGAUUAAUGAUUACACAAGAGUAAAAAAUUUAUUUAAGAAUACGGAAAUUGAAGUUUUUAAAAAGGUGCUACAGGAAAUUGAUAAUAGAAUUAUAAUGUUGAAAGCACAUCUAAAAAAUAAACUUGAAGAAAUGCCCUUCAGUUUAGAAGAACAUAAAAAGAUAAUUAGAAAUCUUGUUAAUUUGGAAGCUGAAGGGGAUCCAGCUUGGGAAGCAAUAGUUUCACAUUCAAAUUACUUGAAGAAAAGUAUCACCAUUUGUAUACGAGAACAAUUAGAAAUUGACAAUACAGUUGGUGAAGAUGUAAACAAAACGAAACCAGUAUUGAGCAAUAAAUCAAAAUUACACAAAGAUGAUGGAAUUAAUAUUCCUUCACAAAUAUCAUGUAUUGAAACAAUUUGUGAUAUAAUAGUUGAACAACUGCCAGACUUGUGGAGAUUAGGUCAAAGCUAUUUUACUGGACAGUUACAUGUUGCAGUGGACGCGGAAAAACAAACACCUUUUAAGAAUCUGGUACUAUCAAGCAUGCAACAUGCCAUGGAAGCUAUGAGAAAUAUAUGUAGCAAUGAUUUGGAUGCUGUUUGGCUUUUACAUAUUUUGCGUAGAAUUAGGCAAAUGUACGCUUCAUUGAUUCAUUUGGAUUUACCAAGUGAUGCAUUAGAUAUUUUUGGAAAACUUAUACUUGAUUUGAGAUUACAGUGCUUUAGUACUCUUUUUAAACAAACUGCAGAAAACAUAGCAGCUUUACAUAAAAAGGAAACAUGGCAAAUAGAAUAUUUGAAUGAAGACGGUGGCGUUACGAAAGUGCCAUACUUGUUUGAAGAAAUGGUUAUGGAAGUAUCAAAACGGGCACGAGAUACAGUAGUUGCUUGUGGUCCUCGAGAAGGACCAUUGUUUGCCAAUUCUGCUCAUCAGCUUUUAUAUUAUAACUCUGUCAAGACAUUGUUUACAUCGUUCACACGAUGUCUACAGCAGUUGGCAUUUAGUGGUUGCGAGGAAGCUUUAGAUGAUGACGAACCUUCCGUGUCUCAAUUAGUUGGUUCUCCUUCUGGCUAUAAAAGCAAGAGCAUCAAACAUCAAGGCCCAACGUGGGAACAAUGCCUCUUAAUCUCAUUAAGUAAUAUUCGUUAUACACUGAACACGAUCCUACCAAGAAUUGGAGAUGUAUUAAAGGAUCAGGAUUAUCCGAGUUUGUCGAAUGCGAUUGGAUGGAACUCAGAUUGGACGCAAUUGGGUACACUGGAUACGGCUGUUCUAGAUGCAUAUUUGGAACGUCGCUGCGAUCCACUGGUGGGUACAAUCGAACCGAGCAUGUAUCUGGGUGGUUUAGAAUGGGAUUUUGAAAUUGAACCUACUCAUGUGAGACCAUACGCACAAGAAAUUUUAGCAAAUUUAAUUGCAGUUCACGCUGAGGUGCGACGUGUCGCACCAGCUUUGUUACAACGAGUGUUAUCUCACAUAGUUGAGACUGUAGCAGAAGAACUUGCAAGGCUUAUGUCAUGUGUUACUCAAUUUCGACCAGCCGGAAUUGUACAAGCACGUACUGACAUCAUACUUUUGCGUAAUGCUUUAGAAUUUUAUAGUACUACGAGGGCAAAGAACUUUUUUGAAGAAGCACUAGAUGCAAUACCACAACCUGUUAACAAAGAAGACUGUAUGCGAAUCGACAUGCUGUUAUCGAAAGUAGCAACAUCUAUGCAUUUACAACUUUUAUGUCUUGCCAAUGAUGCAACAAAUAAUACUCCUAUAUUGAUUGCCGAUCCCAAUCGCGUUACUACUGUAUAGCUUUGAUAAUAACUUAAGGAUCUAACUUGCACAUUCAUUGUUAUUAAUGUGAAUAAAUCAAACAAAUUUCACCUUCAAUCAUUGAAUUAUACAAAUACACGUGA
Molecule: messenger RNA, 2897 nt
Organism: Eufriesea mexicana
Lineage: Eukaryota; Metazoa; Arthropoda; Insecta; Hymenoptera; Apidae
Gene: Sec5
Product: exocyst complex component secretory 5
Exons: 12
Coding region: 121-2793 (890 amino acids)
Biological process (GO): Golgi to plasma membrane transport; exocytosis
Cellular component (GO): exocyst
Source: RefSeq, a predicted model, not a curated record